Molecule: messenger RNA, 465 nt
Organism: Fraxinus pennsylvanica
Lineage: Eukaryota; Viridiplantae; Streptophyta; Magnoliopsida; Lamiales; Oleaceae
Source: the annotation of a GenBank genome assembly
AUGAGGAAAGGUGGGCUAUGGCAACUUGGUCAAUCGAUAACUCGCCGUGUGGCCCAGGAUAAGAAAACUAUAGUUCGUCGAUGCUUUGCAUCAGAAGCUGAGCUCGAGAAGACAGCUCUUUAUGAUUUCCAUGUUGCCAACGGGGGAAGAUGUCUAUUUGACAUUGCUCAUAUGUGUGGUCUAAGCCUCAAAGGAAAGGAUUGUAUUCAUUUUCUUGAAAAGCUGGUGGUUGCCGAUCUUGUCGAUCUUGCACCUGGUUCUAAGACUCUUACAGUCUUCACUAAUGAGAAGGGAGGGGCUAUUGAUGAUUUAGUGAUCACUAAGGUGACAGAUGAUCACAUAUACUUGGUCGUGAAUACUAGAUGCAGAGAUAAGGAUCUUGCUCAUAUUGAGGAACAUAUGAAGGCAUCAUGUCAAAAGCUAGGGAUGUGUCAUGGCACAUCCAUGAUGAACGGUCUCUUCUAG